GAGAGCGGCGCGGCUAUGGUGUAGCUCGCUGGCUGUGUGUACCGGAACAAGCGAGAUGGGGAAACGGGAUAGACAGUGGACAGGACUCAUAGAGACGAGGUUCUCUCCCAUAGAGAAGUAGGGGAGAGAGCGGAACCAGUUAGAGGAUAGGGAAACCUAGUCACCCAGGAGUGUGUGAGGAGGUUGAGUGUCACACUUCCCUCUUAGACUGUCGGUGAUGCCUUCUUCGCCCCAGCAUAACACCCACAGAGUGUGCUGCUGCUUCUACUUUGAAUUUACUCAAAAUAAAUUUGUCUGUAGAGGGACUCUACCCUCCUGUUGACAUGUCCCUUCCAUCUCCACUUCCUCACAAUGAACCGCUAUACAACAAUAAAACAACUUGGGGAUGGUACUUAUGGCUCUGUCCUUCUUGGAAGGAGUGUGGAGUCGGGAGAGCUGGUCGCCAUCAAGAAAAUGAAACGUAAAUUUUACUCCUGGGAAGAAUGUAUGAACCUUCGAGAGGUUAAGUCUUUGAAGAAGCUAAACCACUCAAAUGUCAUCAAACUGAAGGAAGUUAUCAGAGAAAAUGACCACCUCUAUUUUGUUUUUGAAUACAUGAAAGAGAAUCUUUACCAGCUAAUGAGAGAUCGGAACAAAUUAUUUCCAGAAUCUACAAUCCGGAAUAUAAUGUACCAGAUACUCCAAGGGCUUGCUUAUGUGCACAAAUACGGGUUCUUUCAUCGAGACUUAAAACCUGAAAACCUCCUUUGUAUUGGACCAGAACUUGUGAAAAUAGCUGAUUUUGGGCUUGCUCGUGAAACAAGAUCAAGACCACCUUAUACUGACUAUGUGUCAACCAGAUGGUAUAGAGCACCAGAAGUCCUUCUUAGAUCCACAAAUUAUAACUCUCCAAUUGAUAUUUGGGCAGUCGGUUGUAUCAUGGCUGAAGUGUAUACCCUCAGGCCUCUCUUUCCUGGAUCCAGUGAAAUUGAUACAAUAUUCAAGAUUUGCCAAGUCCUGGGAACACCAAAAAAGAGUGACUGGCCAGAGGGCUACCAUCUAGCUAGUACAAUGACCUUCCGCUGGCCUCAGUUUGUACCAAACAACUUAAAAACUCUAGUCCCCAAUUCAAGCAGUGAAGGUAUCCAGCUUAUGCGAGAUAUGCUGCAGUGGGACCCGAAAAAAAGACCAACAGCAAGCCAGGCUCUCCGGUACCCCUAUUUUCUCAUUGGCCAGACUUUAGGCACAUCUCGAAUUCUGGAAUCAUCCAAGACCACAAAAGACCAUCAUGAGAAGCAAAUCCCAUUACUUAUCAAACCAGUUCCCCCUUCUCAGCCACCACCAAAGUGUCAACCACACCUUGCAUCUAGAGCCUUACAGCAAACACAGCCAAACAGCCAGCAAUUCAAAGUUUCAUUGACAGAUUCAGCAAAGGGCUCACAGGACAAUGGUAAAGUUGAGCACACGCAUCUGCCUGCAUUAAUCACCAAGGACCCUCAGCAUAUGCAGAAAGGAGCAUCUGACCCAACAAGCACCAAUAUGGAUUUGAACCUGAAGAAUAGGAGAAGAUGGGGUGUUAUUACCAGACCGAUCAUGGGAUCUAGCAAGUGGGAUGAUUUGGAAGAUCUCAAUGUCCAUUCUUCAAAUACCAGAACCGAAAUGAAUGAAAAAAGACCAAGUGAUGAAACUCUUUGUAGUUUUGAAAGUAUUGUGGAUUUGAAACAGUCAGGUGGCGCAGCUGGUGCUACGCAUACACCAUUCUUUCGGCUGGACAGUGCAACAUCCAGAAGAGCAUCAGCAGCCAAGCAGCAUUACUUGAAACACUCUAGGUAUCUACCUGGUCUCACCAUCAAAAAUGGUGCAUUGGACAUACCAAGUCAAGAAACUAUAAGUUCCAACAGUCAUUGGCCGAAUGUUCGUCAGCCUCUCAAACCUCUUGGUUUGGUCUCAGGUGUGAGCAGCAAGAUUUCUGGGCAUACUGGGAGCAGCGGAUCAGCUGUUAAUUAUACCCCAUCUUUUUUAAAAAAAGAAAUGGGUUUUGCAAGUCAGAAGGUUCAUUUAGCUCCACUUACAGAUCCAGCUCCAAAUUAUGGAUCUCUGAAAUCUGUUGGAGCAUACUUGGGAAAGACUUCAUUCACCUCUCCUUCCAAAACUACCACAGGCCUGUCACCCAGACCCCCACCUCCCAUUCAGCCGAUUCAUGGGAGAACAGACUGGAUUUCCAAAUACGGGGGCCGGAGAUAAGGGGCCUUGAUGGCGUUUAUAUUUUGCACUCAACACCUGCUUUGGAUUGGUAAUCUGACAUGGAAGUAACUACCUUCAUAUCCCUGUCC
Molecule: messenger RNA, 2312 nt
Organism: Pelobates fuscus (common spadefoot toad)
Lineage: Eukaryota; Metazoa; Chordata; Amphibia; Anura; Pelobatidae
Gene: CILK1
Product: ciliogenesis associated kinase 1
Exons: 14
Coding region: 352-2223 (623 amino acids)
Biological process (GO): intraciliary transport; intracellular signal transduction; protein phosphorylation
Cellular component (GO): nucleus; cilium; cytoplasm
Molecular function (GO): protein serine/threonine kinase activity; ATP binding
Source: RefSeq, a predicted model, not a curated record